UGAGGAAAGACAGAUGGGAAGCUUUCCAGAUCUUACAGGUCUAACUAGCUGAGCAUGGCUUCAGUCAGGCAUUCACCUCGUCGAAACAGGAUGGAUUAACAGGCACACGGCUAAAAGAGCUUUAAUGGACCACAUAGUUCUACAUUCUGCAGAGGACUACGAGGAUGUGAGAGUUUAAACCAAGAGGACUUGUACCACUUCCUAAAAUGUGAUGGAUCCCCCUCAAAGGCAAAAUGGAACGAUCCAGGGUCAAGAUACUGAUGACCCGCCAGGAAUACACAUUUACGAGUCUCUUGAUUCCCCUCUGAGAGAUGAAACCAAUUUGUAUGAGAGCACCUUGAGUGGACUCAUAGCCCCAACUCAGUCCCAACCAAAACGCCUAGACCCUCUCAGGGGUCAGGGAGGAGGAGGUCCUGGGAAUACAGACCAACAAAACACUAAUGGGCUUCCCCCGGUCCCCCGCCGUCCCCCUCCACUCAGAGUCAGGCUUCCUAGUGCAUGUUUGCCGGGGAGACACGGCCUUGCACCCCCUCCAGUUCCCCCUAGGACACGAAUACCCCUCAGCAGGCAGUUUUCUGUUGUACUCACUGAGCCCACAAACAAAAUGAAUCGUUCCAGGACAGAAAUAGACAAUCAUGACCCAUGGGCCAUCAGACUAACAGACACUCCACAAGGCAGCACCAGGACGCUGGCAUGUUUUUGUGCUGCUACUUCCAAACUAAUGUCACGGUACAGGCAUGCAGACAGUGUCCACAACUCCGGUGUGGUAUGGAGUCGGUUGUUACAGAUCCACCCUGCCCUGCUGCAGCAGGUGGAGGUGACCGUCAGUGUGGCCAACGAGUGGGGCGACCACCAGCUCCCCCUCCCCACCACAGUGAACAGGACAGUGAAGAGUCUGAUUGAUGAGAUCUUCCAGCUGCUGGACCUCUCUCCCAGCACAAGUGGACAACAUUGUUUAAAACUGUGUGACUCUGAUGAGUUUCUCCGAAAUGAAGAGCUGCUGGGUAUGCACGAGACUAUUCAGAUCUACUACAAGUUUAAACUAGUCGUCCCCCUCCGACUGCUCCGCAUGGACAACCUCAGAAACAGCCUCAGCAGGGACGAGGAGGACGACAGAAGCUUGUGCCAGCUCUACCAGCUCCUGCGUCCCGUCUGUGUCUUUAGCGCCUGCAAGUUGAGCCUGCAGAAUCUUCUCACCAGCUACAACAGAGAGGUGACAGAGCUAAUGAGAACUAAGUCUGGGAUGAACGUGAAUGUGCUCGUGGGCCGUGUUCGCACCAUCAGCAAUCUCCUGUGUGGGCUCUCAUGUCAGGAGCUGGAGGACGCUAUUGGCAGGCUCAACAGAAUCAAUCCCAUUCCACUGAGUCAUGAUGAGAUGUUUGAAUGUGAAUCCGCCAUGCUCAUGCUCCACAGCGCGCUGCUAAAAGUGCUGCAGAUCUUUUUUGAUAAUUUCCAGUCAGACUUCAGAGGUCAGGAGGUCACCAGCAACCUGCAAAUACUUGACGUUGAUGCCAACACUGAAAUCCUCCAGUUUAAUAUUUCUACUCUCUACCAGCUACAACCUAACUGGUUGGCCAAUUACGAGAGCUUCUCUCUUUCCUGUGACCUGACGCACGGUGAAAGAAAGGUCUGUGACACAGGCAUUUCUGAGAAUAUCAGCACCGCCUUGUCCUACGGAAACAAGAUCCACUGUAACCGCAUGAUGGUGUUCCCUGUUCCAGUAAAUCAGCUGCCGUAUGAGUGCAUGUUGACAUUUCGCCUCAAAGGCUCCAAGCGAGGCAAGAGCCCCGAGCUGAUCGGCUGGGCUGUGCUGCCUCUUUACAGCAACAGGACUCUGGUGAUGGGGACCGUCCUGCUCAGUAUGUCCACACUGACUGAGCUGCCUGCUCCUCCCUCCCCUGCCCUGUGUGACAGCCAUAAACAAGCCAUCGGGGUCAUACUGCAGCUCGAGUUUCAAGAACAGUUUAUGUGGAAGUAUCAGAGGCCCAUCGCCCUCCCGGGUUCAAUCAUCUUCACGCAGCCUUGUGUGGCAGUGCAAGAGAAAAUGAUGGCGCUCUCUAAGAAGCAUUGCCUCUGCUUUCUAACAAAAAACGAGAAGGCUUUCCUCUGGAGUAAACGUCACUGCAGUGACAAAGGAAGUACGUUCCUCCACCUGCUGCUGGGUGGAGCCCCCCAGUGGCAGCCUGAAGACUUGACAGAAAUCUAUACUAUUGUUGAUAACUGGCCCAUCCAUCUACCAGAGGAGGCCCUCUUCCUGCUCAGUGACAGUUUUCAUGAUCAGACUGUGCGGAAGGCUGCAGUUCAGUACUUUGAACAGAUACCAGAUGGAGAGCUGGAGGUGUUUCUGCCACAGCUGGUUCAGGCUCUGAAGAGUGAGUGGGAGCUGGAUGGACCUCUGGUGAUGCUGCUGUUGGAGAGGUCACUGAAGAGCAUUCCGAUUGCUCAGCAACUGUACUGGCUGCUGGAGGAUGCCCACAGUGACCCUUACUACCAGAGCUGGUUCAGUAAGAUCCAGGCUGCCCUGCGGCACUGUUGUGGUCGGGCACUGAGGCAGGAGCUGGAGCAGGAAACCCGGCUGGUGUCCGUGCUCGUGCAGGUGGCUGAGAAGGUUCGCACUGCCGAUAAGGCUCGACGUAAGCAUGUUUUGAACAAAGAAAAGUGGAAGAUUAAUGACCUCUUCAAAGAUGGGAAGGGCUGCUGUCUGCCACUUGAUCCUGCAGUCAGAGUAAAGGCGUUGGACGUGGAUGCCUGUAAGUUCUACAACUCCAAUGCAGCUCCUCUGGGGAUCUCAUUCACCGGUUCCGACCCUCUGGCCAAGAACAUCAGUGUCAUCUGCAAGACAGGAGAUAACCUGCGUCAGGACAUGCUGGUCCUUCAGAUCGUCCGUGUGAUGGACACCGUUUGGCUCCAGGAGGGACUGGACUUGCGCAUGAUCACCUACAGGUGUCUGUCUACUGGCACAGCUCAGGGCCUGGUGGAAGUGGUUCCAGAGGCAGUGACUCUAGGGAAGAUUCAGCAGGAGUGGGGUCUGGGUGGCACCCUUCGAGAAGACACACUAGAGAAAUGGUUCCACAUGUGGAAUAAAACUAAGGAGGGCUAUGAGAAGGCUGUGUUGAACUUCAUCCACUCGUGUGCAGGGUGGUGUGUGGCCACCUUCAUCCUGGGGAUCUGUGACCGCCACAAUGACAACAUCAUGCUGAGACACAGCGGGCACAUGUUUCACAUCGACUUUGGCAAGAUUAUGGGCAAUGCACAGAAGUUUGGAAGCUUUAAAAGGGACCGAUCACCAUUCAUCUUUACCUCCGAGAUGCAGCACUUCAUCACAGGCGGAGGGCAGAAGCCUCAGCGCUUGCAUCGCUUUGUGGAGCUCUGCUGUGAAGCUUACAACAUGAUCAGAAAGCGCUCUGCACUGAUACUCAGCUUGUUGGAGCUGAUGCUGCGGGCAAGAAUGCCAGAACUGAAGGAUUGUAAUGACCUGCAGUACGUCCAGAACAACCUCAGACCUCAUGACACGGACCUGGAGGCCACAUCUUACUUUACAAAGAAGAUCAAGGAAAGCAUGGGCUGUGUCGCAGUCAAGUUUAACUUCCUGACACACAGCAUGGCUCAGGGGAAGAAACAGGAUCCACGAACCCGGGACGGCAUCCCCGCUCCCAGCACCAACAUCCAACAAGCUGUCAUCCAGGGAUUCACCGUCAAGGGAAAAGAUGUGAUCUAUGACUUGAGAGUAACCAUUCAUGAUGGUUAUCUGCACAGCGAGAAGACUUUUGGGCAGUUUGAGUCGAUACAUAAGCAGCUGCAGAAGUACUUCAUUGAAACUAUGCUGCCUCAAUUUCCUCUGUGGUUUCAUAUGUCUUUCACCCCUGGCAGUCGGAUGGCUCAGCUGAAUAAAUACCUGAAGCAGCUGUUUGAGGGACCGUGCAAGGGAAAUGAGUAUGUGUGCAGCUUGUUCCUGGAUGGCCCCAGCACAGUUCAAGAAAGUGUGGUGACAGGAGCCCGUCCUCAGAUCCAGCUCAACAUUUCUUACUCUAACUGUAAGCUGUCGGUCUUGGUAAAACACCUGAAGAACAUUAAGCAGGCAAAUGGCUCUAACCCCGACGCCUACGUGGUCACACGUCUGAGACCUGACCCUCAGCAGCACUCCAAGAAGAAGACGAAGGUGGUCCGAAAUAAUGACAAUCCCACCUUCAAUGAACUGCUGGAGUACAAUUAUGUCCCACUGCUGUAUGGGAUGGUGCUGGAAGUGACAGUCAAGAGCAAGAAGACUUUCGUGGCUGCAACCAACAUUAGACUGGAGAAGGAGGUGCUAGACAAGGAGACUUGGUUUCCCCUCGGGAACUGUGCAAUCUGACCUCAAAGAGCUGCAUUGUGGGCCUGCUGCCAGCAGAGGGUGCAACCACACUAAUAGAGAGGAUCGAUCAAGUCAAAGAUUUCUUCGACUCUAUGAAUGAGACAAAUUCACCGGAGCAGGGGAAUGUGCACUCUCAUUUAUACCUAUUUAUCAGAUGACCUCAUUCCAGAGCUAAAUAUGCUGCCACUGGAUGGAGUUUUUGGAUGACGUUACAAGACUGAGUGAGAAAAAAAGCUCAGGGAAGGAGACUGUUUACUGUGUGAAGCAUCGUUUAUCUUGUGCCUUUUUGUUUUUAAAUGUCAAUCAAAUGCAGGACAAUUUGCUAAUUAGUCAGAUUUUUUUCGGAUGUGGCCGUGGUGAUGGAUGAAGGAAAAAAAACUUUUUAUAAUUAUCAUACUUGCACUUUUUUCGUUUGUACUUCAACUUCAAACCAGUCCUUGUGAGUGUGUGUGGUCGGGACUGUCGAUGUGACAGAUUAAAGAGGAGGUGAUGCAGUGGUGCUCGGGCUGCCUGUCUGAUACCUGAUCAGACUGAGUGUGUUUGUCCCUUUGGGCUGUGUCAACUGGAUGUCCUUGACCAGUGGAAUUGGAGGCAGGAGGGAGAGGGGGGAGAGGAGG
This is a messenger RNA of Centropristis striata (black sea bass), 4968 nucleotides long. RefSeq names its product phosphatidylinositol-4-phosphate 3-kinase catalytic subunit type 2 gamma (gene pik3c2g). Gene Ontology annotation, molecular function: 1-phosphatidylinositol-3-kinase activity; 1-phosphatidylinositol-4-phosphate 3-kinase activity; phosphatidylinositol binding. Gene Ontology annotation, cellular component: plasma membrane; cytoplasm; phosphatidylinositol 3-kinase complex. The coding region runs from base 212 to 4351 and encodes 1379 amino acids. The record is from RefSeq and is a predicted model, not a curated record. Gene Ontology annotation, biological process: cell migration; phosphatidylinositol-mediated signaling; phosphatidylinositol-3-phosphate biosynthetic process. NCBI's taxonomy places the organism in Eukaryota, Metazoa, Chordata, Actinopteri, Perciformes, Serranidae. The transcript is spliced from 33 exons.